AUGUUGUUUAUUCAACAAGUAAGCCAGGCGCUCGCGUUUGUCCAGAGUCCACACAGUACAUGGGCACUUCCCGACUUUGACACCCUUCUACUUAGAGCUCCAGUUGAUUGUGAGGGCAGAUUAUUCCUGCAGAUAAUGUUAAUUCCAUUUUUAUGUAAAGCUUGGUUGCCAUUAGGUAGUAGUCAUGUAAUAAAAUUUGGAAUUCUUGAUAAGGUAAAGGUACAAAGGUAUGAAAAAUAUUUAAAAAUACAAGCUGGUGUCUUCCAGCUGAAAGCCCUGGCCUGCAAGGUCUGCUCAAGGUUGGCCUCCUGUCCUCUGGUCUUGGGGUGA
Messenger RNA from Rangifer tarandus platyrhynchus (Svalbard reindeer), 330 nucleotides. NCBI's taxonomy places the organism in Eukaryota, Metazoa, Chordata, Mammalia, Artiodactyla, Cervidae. The record is from the annotation of a GenBank genome assembly.